AUGAACCGGAAAGCGCGGCGCUGCCUGGGCCACCUCUUUCUCAGCCUGGGCAUGGUCUACCUCCGGAUCGGUGGCUUCUCCUCCGUGGUCGCUCUGGGCGCGAGCAUCAUCUGUAAUAAGAUUCCUGGCCUGGCUCCCAGACAGCGGGCGAUCUGCCAGAGCCGGCCCGACGCCAUUAUCGUCAUUGGAGAAGGAUCCCAAAUGGGCCUGGACGAGUGUCAGUUUCAGUUCCGCAAUGGCCGCUGGAACUGCUCGGCGCUGGGCGAGCGCACCGUCUUCGGCAAGGAGCUCAAAGUGGGGAGCCGGGAGGCCGCCUUCACCUACGCCAUCAUUGCUGCGGGCGUGGCCCACGCCAUCACGGCCGCCUGUACCCAGGGUAACCUGAGCGACUGUGGCUGUGACAAGGAGAAGCAAGGACAGUACCACCGGGAUGAGGGCUGGAAGUGGGGCGGCUGCUCCGCCGACAUCCGCUAUGGCAUCGGCUUCGCGAAGGUCUUCGUGGAUGCGCGGGAGAUCAAGCAGAAUGCCCGUACGCUCAUGAACCUGCACAACAACGAGGCCGGCCGCAAGAUCCUCGAGGAGAACAUGAAGCUGGAGUGUAAGUGCCAUGGGGUGUCCGGCUCAUGCACCACCAAGACGUGCUGGACCACGCUGCCGCACUUCCGGGAGCUGGGCUUCGUGCUCAAGGACAAGUACAACGAGGCGGUGCACGUGGAGCCCGUGCGCGCCAGCCGCAACAAGCGGCCCACCUUCCUCAAGAUCAAGAAGCCCCUGUCCUACCGCAAGCCCAUGGACACGGACCUGGUGUACAUCGAGAAGUCGCCCAACUACUGCGAGGAGGACCCGGUCACGGGCAGCGUGGGCACCCAGGGCCGCGCCUGCAACAAGACAGCCCCCCAGGCCAGCGGCUGCGACCUCAUGUGCUGCGGCCGCGGCUACAACACCCACCAGUACGCGCGCGUGUGGCAGUGCAACUGCAAGUUCCACUGGUGCUGCUACGUCAAGUGCAACACGUGCAGCGAGCGCACCGAGGUCUACACGUGCAAGUGA
Molecule: messenger RNA, 1050 nt
Organism: Elephantulus edwardii (Cape elephant shrew)
Lineage: Eukaryota; Metazoa; Chordata; Mammalia; Macroscelidea; Macroscelididae
Product: protein Wnt-7a-like
Exons: 4
Coding region: 1-1050 (349 amino acids)
Biological process (GO): multicellular organism development; positive regulation of JNK cascade; canonical Wnt signaling pathway
Cellular component (GO): extracellular region
Molecular function (GO): cytokine activity; frizzled binding
Source: RefSeq, a predicted model, not a curated record